UUGGGACCAUGGUCCGGAUUGUUACGGAGUGUAUGUUUUGUGGAUACUCCUGGCAGUGUUGCAGUCAGCCAUCCAUUGGAACCAUACCAGCUGGGAACCUUGCCCUGUCUGCCAGUAUCCUGUUUUCUGGAGCCCUGGCAGCAAAGGUUUUACGUGUCCUGCAGUGUAUGGGGGUUGCCACCAUUUCAAAGAGAACCUUCGCCACCCAUCAGUCCUCCAUUUUGUUCCCUUCCAUUGCCCGUGUUUGGAACAGCCAACAGAUGGAGUAUGUUAGACGAUGUCAGCAGAAGGGACAGCCCCUUGUCAUUGGUGGGGAUGGUCGAGCUGAUUCUCCUGGUCACUCUGCCAAGCAUGGCUCAUACAGCACCAUUGACUUAGAGGAAGGCAUUGUCAUCGACAUACAGCUAGUUCAAAGCAAUGAAGUGAAGAACAGCAAUGGCAUGGAACAAAAGGGACUGGAACGGGCUAUUCAAUGGCUACAAGUCCAUGAGUUACAAGUUGGGACCAUCGUCACAGACAGACAUCUCCAAAUCCAGAAAUGGAUCAGAGAGAACUUGCCCGACACUGUGCAUUAUUAUGAUGUCUGGCAUGUAGCUAAAGGCCUUAAGAAGAAAAUUGUUGCAGCAUCCAAGCUUAAAGACGGUGCAGAGCUGAUCAAGUGGUGCAAGAGUCUGACCAACCACAUGUACUGGGUUGCGGCCUCCACACCAGAUGGGAAUGGAGAGGUGAUGUGGGCCAAAUGGGAGUCAGUCGAAAACCACAUCCACAAUGUCCACACCGGCCACAACACUUUAUUUCCAACAUGUGCCCACAGCACCCUUGAAGGCAAUGAGCAGAAGAAGAAGUGGUUGAAAGCAGGAUCAAAAGCCAGUGAGAAGAUGUCAGAUCUGAUACUCUCCAAACAGAUGAAGAAGGACAUCCCGAAGCUUUCCCCCCCUCUUCCAGACCUCCCAGAUUGAGGCGUUCCACAGCAC
This is a messenger RNA of Ostrea edulis (European flat oyster), 974 nucleotides long. RefSeq lists its product as uncharacterized. The record is from RefSeq and is a predicted model, not a curated record. The coding region runs from base 9 to 959 and encodes 316 amino acids. The transcript is spliced from 4 exons. NCBI's taxonomy places the organism in Eukaryota, Metazoa, Mollusca, Bivalvia, Ostreida, Ostreidae.